Messenger RNA from Talaromyces rugulosus, 705 nucleotides. RefSeq lists its product as uncharacterized. NCBI's taxonomy places the organism in Eukaryota, Fungi, Ascomycota, Eurotiomycetes, Eurotiales, Trichocomaceae. The record is from RefSeq and is a predicted model, not a curated record. Bases 1 to 705 code for a protein of 234 amino acids. The transcript is spliced from 6 exons.
AUGUCCGGAUCAUGGAAACUAGAGAUUCAGCGACUGUCGUGGAGCUACGAUAGCAGAAAGUGGAACGAAUCCCAAACCACGAUUGAUGAGUUGCUAAGCACGGAUAUAUGUCAAUAUCUGGGAUUAAAUAUCUAUUUUCUUCCCACAGUCGAUAUUAGUAGCUCGAUAAAGGUUCUCGUGGACAACAACAAAGACCGUGACAAAGACCGUGUUUUAUCAUGGCGAAGGUGGCGGAGCCUGUUGGAAGACACUGGUUUGGUGUGGCAGAAGGCAUUGGAUGAUCACAAAGAAGCACAAAAAUACAUCAUCUAUCUAGUGUUGUUUUUCUCGGUUAUAUUCUGGUCGACUUUGGCAUACUUGGUUGUGAAUCUCUCUCCACCAGGCGGUGAUGACGAACAAAAGAAUGCCGACUCGAAAUUCCCCGGUUUGUCUCCUGGAUACAGUGCUCAAACUUGUAACAUCAUGAUGACCCACUCUACAGUCACGAGUCACCGCGUCCCCUCAGGAUUAACAUCUAAGAAAGCCACUCCUGCUUCUACCACCACAAGUAUGGUGAGUAAAGGUCCUCCUCCGUCGGCAGUGUUUAGCGAAGAUCCAUCAAAGGGUCUGAUUCUUCGCCAAGUCCUUGAACAACCUCGCAGCAAAGACGAGUAUACUCUUGAGUACACCAAAGCUGAUCAGGCUACUGCAUACUGUACUCUGUGA